CCCGCGCCCCCAGCCACGCCGCGCUUCCUGGCCCUCGCAAACGGCACCCUGUGGGUGCCCCUGCUGAGUGCCAAGGAGGCGGGCGUCUACGCGUGUCGCGCCUACAAUGAGCUGGGGGCCAACUCGACGUCGGUACGCCUGGCGGUGGCGGCAGCCGGGUCCCCAAAACACGCGCCUGGCGUGGGGGGAGGACCCGACGGGCGCACCCCGACCUCCGAGCGCAAGUCCACAGCCAAGGGCCGGGGCAACAGCGUCCUAACCUCCAAGCCCGAGGGCAAACUCAAAGGCCGCGGCCUGCCCAGGGUCAGCGUCC
Messenger RNA from Carlito syrichta (Philippine tarsier), 313 nucleotides. Its product is annotated as immunoglobulin superfamily containing leucine-rich repeat protein 2-like. The annotation marks the transcript as partial. The record is from RefSeq and is a predicted model, not a curated record. Lineage: Eukaryota; Metazoa; Chordata; Mammalia; Primates; Tarsiidae. The transcript has a single exon.